Messenger RNA from Trichophyton benhamiae CBS 112371, 1011 nucleotides. RefSeq lists its product as uncharacterized. The coding region runs from base 1 to 1011 and encodes 336 amino acids. Gene Ontology annotation, cellular component: Fanconi anaemia nuclear complex; FANCM-MHF complex. Gene Ontology annotation, biological process: resolution of meiotic recombination intermediates; replication fork processing. The transcript is spliced from 3 exons. NCBI's taxonomy places the organism in Eukaryota, Fungi, Ascomycota, Eurotiomycetes, Onygenales, Arthrodermataceae. Gene Ontology annotation, molecular function: protein heterodimerization activity; chromatin binding. The record is from RefSeq and is a predicted model, not a curated record.
AUGGAUAUACUAAAGAACUUGGGAAAAGUUCUCGCACCAGUAUCCAAGACGGUAUCUUCUUCUCCACCGACUGAGCCAGAACCGCAGUCAGAGCCACCGGUGGACGAGAUCGCCGAGCUAGACAAGGAGCCUCCUAUCCCACCCCCUCGGCUUUCAUUACCACUCAACGAAAUGGCCGUGGAUCAGGAUGAUAACAGCCCUCCGAUGCCUCCGCCUAGGUUAUCAGUUCUCCCUGACGAUGAAGAUGUUACUAGGGGAUCGAUUGAGUUGCCUAGAAGAGAGCGGUCAGGUCGCGAUUUGGCUAGGUUAUCGAGAGUAAGCUUCGCCAGUAACCGGUUCAGUGACCAUUACGGAGACACAACAAACAUUGAAGACCCUGAGGAUGGGUUGGAUUUUCGUGUUGGCCAGGAAGACGACUUCGACGAGGAUCUUGAUAAUACGACUGGACAGCCAAUGCUAGAUGCUGGGGGAGAAACUGAGGAUCUGGGUCGUUUUAAUUUCGAUUUUGCUUUCCCAACUCCAGAAGCGCCUCAUGCUAUGCCAAUUGAGAAUGAAAAUGAACAGGACACAUUCGAGUUAGAAAGUGUGCCGCCAGAAUUCGGGGGUCCAAAUAGUCCGUCAUCAGGAAGUGAUUUCGGGACGGGUGGGUUUGAACCGGCCAUGGAUGACGUACCAUCUAACAAAGGGACACCAGAACCCAUAGAACAAGAGGCGGAAGAGGUGGAAAUGGAACAGGAAGACCAGCCUGAACCACCACAGAAGAAGCAAAAGGUCUCUAAACAUGGUAUCCCGGUCCCAAGCCUGCCAGCAGGAGUGGUAAAGAAGCUGGCAAUGCGAUUUGCUAGGUCCGGGAAUAAGAAAACGAGAAUCACCAAGGACACCAUGGCUGCCAUCCAGCAGGCCACAGACUGGUUCUUUGAGCAAGCGAGCGGGGAUUUGUCCACGUACUCCAAACACUCCGGGCGUAAAACAAUUGACGAGACGGAUGUCAUCGCUCUCAUGAGAAGGUAA